This is a messenger RNA of Clonostachys rhizophaga, 1650 nucleotides long. Lineage: Eukaryota; Fungi; Ascomycota; Sordariomycetes; Hypocreales; Bionectriaceae. The record is from the annotation of a GenBank genome assembly.
AUGGAUUCUAUGCCCAAUGAAAUCCUGACUCACAUCUUCUCGAAUCUCGAGUCGAAGAUUCCCUCCCACGACAGCUGGGAGAAGCCACACCUGCCAAGAGACAACUCUGGCCCACCCAAUGAUCUUCUUUCAGUCUCACUUGUGUGCCGCAAGUUCCGCGAUGCCGCGCGCCCCUUGAUGUAUAGAACAGUUUCCAUCACCAGCGAGACAGUCACAAGAAUUAGCCCGCAGACGGUUGUUAGAACCAACCGGCCGCGUGACUAUGGUAAACUCAUGGACGCGUUCUUGAGAAGUCUGUUUGCCGAACCUCGACUCGGUCUAAAUAUCCGCCAUUUGCGUAUCGAUUCCUGGGAAACCAACAUGAACAUAGACGGAAUGGUGCGUGAGCUUGUUGAGUCCAACAAAGACAUUAGCGACGGACAGAAGAAGCUGCUCAAAGGUUGGCUGACCUUUCCCACUCUUCACCUUGAGGAUGGUGUUGUCCUGAUCACGCUCAUCCUUUCCCCCAAGCUCCAAUCUGUGGACUUGCGUACCUACACCAAUGAUCAGUGUUUUACCGAAUACCUUAGUGGCAUCAGGAAGAUCGAAAACUCUGUCUUCCAGCCACGCGACUCAGAUCCUUUUGUCGAUGACAUGAGUGAACUAAACAUCAACGACCCUGAACCUGAUUCUGGAAAUCAAGCAAUCAACACCAGCGAUUACACACUGGCCGCUUCAUCAGAAUCGCAAGAAGAGGAUGCCGAGAGCAUGCUCGCUGAUCUCAAAGAGAUCCGACGCAGAUACGUCAGCACCAGGGCUUGCGCAGCCAUCUCUAAGCUUCAAGAUGUGCUAUACAACCCCAAGCUUGAAACUCUUCGCUUGCAUGGCUUCAUGUGGACCAAUACAGAGAUCAAUCAAAAGGCCAGAUCCAGUGAGAUAUCUUGCAAUCUCAAACGUCUACAGCUCGAAAGUUGUCUUGUUGAUGACAAAGCCUUGGAGAACAUUCUGUCCCGUUGCGAAGAACUCCACUAUCUUUCGAUUACCCUUCCCGACCUCCGCAGGGUAGGCUUCAUGGGACUGAACCCUAAUGUGAGCCUGAAGGAGAUGGGAAAUGUCCUUAGAACCUAUGGGAAAAAGCUUGAAACCUUUGAGCUUGAUACCUAUGACUACAGCUACUUCUACCAAGCCAAACGACCCAUCGGCUCGCUUCAUACGUUGGAAUCGCUGCGCCAUCUCAAGAUCAGCGCAGGAGACAUUCUAAAACUCAGGGACGCCACCGUUGAAGGGGACGGCACUGUUGACGAGGAAGAGGAUGAGGACAGAGACGUCUUCUCGGCGCCCUUGAAAGACAAUCUACCUCUGGGCCUGGAGUCACUUUACAUCGUACGCACCUCACGUAAAGUCGAAAUGAGAGACAGCCAGCUGUUGGAGGCGGUUCGCGACAUCCUCCGAUACAAACCCUUCACUGCACUGCGAAAAGUCGAAGUGGAGAUUUACGGCUGGUUGAUCAAGGACUUCUCCACACCUGGAUGGGUUGCGAAGUCAAGGGUCGGUCGGCUUUAUUCGGAUUUCUACAAUUGGUCAGAGUCUGAAAGAAGUGUCCCGCAGGAAGUGACCAUCAUGGUCUUUGACCGGUGUGAGGGAACCACCAGACACAGCUCCGGCAAUUAG